UAGUGGUUUGCAUUAGAUUAUUCUACAAGCCUUAACAUCAAAUGGAAAUUUCAAAUUCUUUCAUCAAAUCUUUAGUGUUCUUUUGAUUCUUUUCUGGGUUUUUUUAUUGUGUUUUUUUUUUUUUUUUUUUUUUCUCAUCCCUGCAAGUACUCUUGUUAAUCUUUAGUCUAAACUUCGAAGUUUGAACCGCCAACUUUAUCUCCAAACCAGGUUCCUUUUUCUAUGCACCAAGCUUCUGUAAUCAUUUUCAAAAGUAGGGAGAAGAAAAGGGUUGAGUUUUGAUUGUGAGUUGGUAAUUUCUUCAAAGCAUGAAUGCAUGAUCUUGGGUUUCUUUUGUAUUCUUGCUUUCUUCUUCAAGUUGUUCUGCUACCUGCUUUGAUCUGAAUCCUUUUGUCAAUUUGGUUUUUUUGUUCUAUGGUUGCUUUUGAUUGGGGAUUUUUAGAUUUGGGUAUGUGAAAAUUUUGGAUUUUGCUUGGUGGGUCUUUAAUAUGUUCAUCAGCUCUUUUGGCACUUGUGAUGGUUAAUUGCUUCUUGAGAGAGUACUUGGUUUCUGAGUUCUUCAAGGGAAGAUGGCUUUGCAGGAAAUUCAUUCUUGGACACUGGGAGGACUUAUUGGAGCCUUUAUUGACCUUUUUGUUGCUUAUUUCUUGCUCUGUGGAUCAGCUAUUGCUUUCUUUGCUUCCAAAUUCUUCUGGUUUUUUGGACUUUACUUUCCUUGUCCCUGCAAGGGGAGUUUUGGGUUUAAGAGUAGUAACUUCUGUCUGCACAAAAUACUCUUUGAGUGGCCUUCAAGGAAGAUAUGCUCCAUUCAAGUGAUGGCGGCUAAAAGGUUUCCUUUUGAUCUGGUUAGGGUGAAGUGUCAUUCAUGCAAUGCCAAUGACAAAAUGGUUGCAGAGAAAGUAUCUGAUAAUAGGCUUGUUGAUUUGGAAGAUGAAGCAUCUUGUAGUUCAUUUUCAGGACCACGUUUGCUUUCCUUAGUUGAUAAGGAAAACGGGUAUGAUGCUAAGGGAAAGAGGAUCAUGAGUCUGAAACGAAGGUCUGGGAUUAGGCGCAGGAGAAAGGGUAAUUAUGAUUGUGGAAAAGCCUCUAUGGUUAUUCCUUCUGAUAAUCUGCAGUCUGAUGUUGGCCUCUCUUCCUGCUUGCCUUGUUAUGGCAGUAUAAUUAGAGAUAAAAUCAGUGAAAGCGUAAAUCCUGCUUCAGGGAAAGAAGUUAGUGUGCUCGACGAUGAAGGUGCCCAAACAGGUCAUGAUUUGUGUGAAAAGUCCUGUCAUAGUUAUGAAUUUGAUGGAUCAAUGGUUGAUAGUCCAGUACUGGAAAAAUAUUCAUCAACACUGGAACACUACAUGAGUAAUGUGCAACACAAUGUCCAGAUUGUUCGAAAUGAAGAGAAGCGAAUCAAGAUGUUGGAAAAUGAACUCGAAGAAGAGAAAGCUGCCUAUGCUGCUCUUUACCUAGUGCUAGAAAAGGAGAGAGCUGCAGCUGCUAGUCCAGGACAGGACAAAAAAUCAUCUUCAUUGGAACACUACAUGAGUAAAGAGCAAGACAAUGUCCAGAUUGUUCGAAAUGAAGAGAACCGUAUCAAGAUGUUGGAAAACGCACUUGAAGAAGAGAAAGCUGCGUAUGCUGCUCUUUACCUAGAGCUAGAAAAGGAGAGAGCUGCAGCUGCUAGUCCAGGACAGGACAAAAAAUCAUCUCCAUUGGAACACUGCAUGAGUAAAGAGCAAGACAAUGUCCAGAUUGUUCGAAAUGAAGAGAACCGUAUCAAGAUGUUGGAAAACGCGCUUGAAGAAGAGAAAGCUGCCUAUGCUGCUCUUUACCUAGAGCUAGAAAAGGAGACAGCUGCAGCUGUUAGUCCAGGACAGGACAAAAAAUCAUCUUCAUUGGAACACUACAUGAGUAAUGAGCAAGACAAUGUCCAGAUUGUUCGAAAUGAAGAGAACUGUAUCAAGAUGUUGGAAAACGCACUUGAAGAAGAGAAAGCUGCCUAUGCUGCUCUUUACCUAGAGCUAGAAAAGGAGAGAGCUGCAGCUGCUACUGCAGCUGAUGAAGCCAUGGCUAUGAUAUCACGUCUGCAGGAGGAGAAGGCAUCAGUGGAAAUGGAAAUGAGACAAUACCUGAGGAUGAUAGAAGAAAGAGUCUCUUAUGAUGAAGAAGAGAUGAAUAUUCUGGAAGAGAUCCUUAUAAGAAGGGAAAGGGAGAAUCACUUUCUGGAAAAGGAGCUUGAAGCUUAUAGGCAGAUGGAUUUGAAUGGAAGUGACCAGUCAAAUGACAAGCCAAAGCUGCUGCUUGAUGAAUGGGGACAAAGACCUCCACUUUCAGUUGAAACACAUGAAGAUCCACUGCAGAGUGAAAGCACCAUAUCAAUUGUUAAGAAAGAUGAAGCAUCAAAUAUUUCCUCAAAUUAUAUGAUUACUCAAACUUGUAUCGAUACAGAAGAGGAAGAAGAGCUGGAGAAAAACACAGAACACAAGGAUCAAAUGCACAGUGAUAUACAUAGCUCUUUUUAUGAUACUGAACCUGAUGUUCUUGAUGUUCAUGUUGUAGAUGACAACAUAAAACUUAGAGAAGAGGAAAAUGAAAAGUUAAGCAGCUCUUUAUUUAGUACUGUUUCAAAUGAAUCCAGAAACAGUUAUCUUGAAUUUGGAAUUGUAGCAGUACCGAGCACUAAUACAGUGAGUAAUUGUCCAAGGACAAGCAAGACAGAAAAUGAGAAUAGUGAUGAUGGCCCAACUAGUCAAUUAUCCAUGUUCUAUAAUUCAAGAUGCAAAACUUUGCCUUUUGAUUCUGAAAGCGAUUCUUCAUCAGCAGUUCAUAAUGAAAAGUUAAAGAUUGACAAUGAGAUUGAAAUUCUUGGAGAAAGGCUGAGAAUGGUAAAACAUGAAAAAGAAAAAUUGACUUUAUUUGCGGAGAAUGUUGAAAGUGAAAAACGUCAGUUUAAGCUUCUGGAGGAGAUAGCAAACCAUCUUCAACAAAUUAAACAGUUAAGAAACCCAGUGCGUGGGGCUUCCUUGCCCCCUUCAUCAUCUAAGGUGAGCUUGAGGAAAAGACGCUGCCAAAGUGCAUCUUGGGAGACAUGUGAAAGCAGCUAAAUCAUGUACAGUAGCAACACUUGUGCCAUGGCUCCACAGCCAGCACCCUUGGCAACAUGUAAAUGGCAACCACCUAUGGUAGCUACUAGAAUUCACCAGUACUUCGUUUUACAAUGUUUUAUGUUUUAGCAUGUAAAUAAACCUUCUUAUAGUCCAAUGGGGUCAAUAUGUAUUCAAAACAGUUUUGAAUCCUAUGCCACGUACCUAUAGUCUUUUAUCCCACAUUAUGCUGUGUUUUUUUGCCUUGGAGGGAUAUGACACAAAUUACGGGAUAUGAACUGUAAACAGCCUUUUCGUCCUUUUUCUUGUAGUUUGAGGUAUCAUGUCCAUAGAAUAUAGAGGACAGCUUGUGAAUGUAAUUAUUGCUUUCAACUUCUUUAUGGAGUAAUCAUUAUGUGCUAG
Messenger RNA from Gastrolobium bilobum, 3491 nucleotides. Its product is annotated as two-component response regulator ARR9-like. NCBI's taxonomy places the organism in Eukaryota, Viridiplantae, Streptophyta, Magnoliopsida, Fabales, Fabaceae. The transcript is spliced from 3 exons. The record is from RefSeq and is a predicted model, not a curated record. Gene Ontology annotation, biological process: cytokinin-activated signaling pathway; phosphorelay signal transduction system. Bases 570 to 3089 code for a protein of 839 amino acids.